This is a messenger RNA of Alligator sinensis (Chinese alligator), 930 nucleotides long. RefSeq names its product secretagogin, EF-hand calcium binding protein (gene SCGN). Gene Ontology annotation, molecular function: calcium ion binding. Bases 1 to 882 code for a protein of 293 amino acids. Gene Ontology annotation, cellular component: nucleus; cytosol; terminal bouton. The transcript has 12 exons. NCBI's taxonomy places the organism in Eukaryota, Metazoa, Chordata, Crocodylia, Alligatoridae. Gene Ontology annotation, biological process: regulation of presynaptic cytosolic calcium ion concentration; regulation of long-term synaptic potentiation. The record is from RefSeq and is a predicted model, not a curated record.
AUGGCAAGUACACCUGUGCUAGAGCCAGCUCAAAUGACAAGAACAGUAGAGAUACGCCCCAGGGCCGGCGGCCGGCUGCCGCAGCUGGACGCCGCCGCCUUCCUGCACAUCUGGCAGCGCUUCGAUGAGGACGAUAAUGGUUACAUAGAGGGGAAGGAGCUUGAUAAUUUUUUUCAUCAUCUGCUGAAGAAACUGGGUCCAGAUGACACACUAACAGAGGAAAAGGUGCAAAGAAUGAAAGAGCAGUUCAUGUCCUCGUACAAUGUCACAGCAGGUGGACGUUUGCAAAUACAAGAGCUUGCAAACAUGAUCUUGCCAGAUGAUGAGAAUUUUCUGCUGCUUUUCCGGCGGGAAACUCCCUUGGACAACAGCGUGGAGUUUAUGCGGAUUUGGCGCAAAUAUGAUGCUGAUAGCAGUGGGUUUAUUUCAGCUGGUGAGCUCAAAGACUUCCUGAAAGAUCUUUUUUUGCAACACAAAAAGAUGAUCCCUGCAGCAAAGCUUGAAGACUACACUGAUACAAUGAUGAAGAUUUUUGACAAAAAUAAAGACGGACGAUUGGAUCUGAACGAUCUGGCAAGGAUUCUGGCGCUCCAGGAAAAUUUCCUCCUUCAGUUCAAAAUGGAUGCUUGUACUACAGAAGAAAGGAAGAGAGAUUUUGAGAAAAUUUUUGCACACUAUGAUGUUAGUAAAACAGGAGCACUUGAAGGUCCAGAAGUAGAUGGCUUUGUCAAAGAUAUGAUGGAGCUUGUCAAGCCCAGCAUUAGUGGUGUGGAUCUGGAUAAAUUCCGCCAGAUUCUGCUUCAUCAUUGUGACGUGAACAAGGAUGGAAAAAUUCAAAAAUCUGAACUAGCUUUGUGUCUUGGGCUUAAGAUGAACCCGUAAAUUUGAAUGCAUUUCAUCUUUUGUUUGCAAAGUUUUCCUUUGUACGAA